Messenger RNA from Hemicordylus capensis (graceful crag lizard), 1125 nucleotides. RefSeq names its product vomeronasal type-2 receptor 26-like. Bases 1 to 1125 code for a protein of 374 amino acids. NCBI's taxonomy places the organism in Eukaryota, Metazoa, Chordata, Lepidosauria, Squamata, Cordylidae. Gene Ontology annotation, cellular component: membrane. Gene Ontology annotation, molecular function: G protein-coupled receptor activity. The record is from RefSeq and is a predicted model, not a curated record. Gene Ontology annotation, biological process: G protein-coupled receptor signaling pathway. The transcript is spliced from 4 exons.
AUGGGGGCCCCCGGAAGCCACCCGCCCCCGCACCGGACCCCACACCCUGGCUUGUCCACCCCCCAGUGGCUAAGGGACCCACAAACCCAACAGGCCGAAGCCCAGAAGCAAAGAAAUACGCCGCGACGAGAAGGCUCCACCGGGCCGGAACAACCCCCGCAGCUGCAGCCGCGCCUCUCCGGGGCUACCCCCGACAAGCCCAGAAACCUGUUGCCGCCGCGACGGAACCACCGCCGAAUGCCCCCACGCCCGCAUUCGGAUAAGGAGAAACCAUAUAAAUGUUUGGAGUGUGGCUGCCGCAUCUGCACAAUCCGCCUCUGUGCAGCCUGGGUUGUGCUAGGCCAUGCAGAAGCCAAUUGUGCAGCUUUGAUGUUGGGAGUCUUUAUUAAAUAUCACAAGUCUCCAAUGGUCAGAGCCAACAACCGAGACCUCUCCUACAUUCUCCUCGUCUCCCUCCUCCUUUCUUUCUUGUCAUCCUUUCUGUUCAUUGGCCAGCCUGGGAGAGUAACCUGCCUUCUCCGACAAACAACCUUCAGCAUCAUCUUCUCAGUUGCAGUCUCUUCUUUGUUGGCAAAAACCAUCACUGUGGUGGUGGCAUUCAUGGCCACAAAGCCAGGUAACAGGAUGAGGGGAUGGCUGGGGAAGAGUUUGGCCAACUCCAUUGUUCUUUCUUGUUCUGGUAUUCAAGUUGGCAUCUGUGCCAUCUGGUUGGGAAUCUCUCCACCCUUCCCAGACUCCGACAUGCACUCCCAGCCUGGACAGAUCAUCCUGCAGUGCAAUGAAGGCUCAGUGGCCAUGUUUUAUACUGCCCUUGGCUACAUGGGCUUCCUGGCUGCCAUCUGUUUCAUGGUGGCUUUCCUAGCCAGGAAGCUGCCUGGGGCAUUCAACGAAGCCAAGUUGAUCACCUUCAGCAUGUUGGUCUUUUGCAGUGUUUGGGUGUCCUUUGUGCCCGCCUAUCUGAGUACGAAAGGGAAAUACAUGGUGGCUGUGCAGGUCUUCUCCAUCUUGGCCUCCAGUGCUGGAUUACUGGGCUGCAUUUUUAUUCCCAAAUGCUACAUUAUAAUGUUGAGACCUGAUCUGGAUACAAAGGAGCACCUCAUGAUGAAAAGUAAAGAUGGUGCCUGA